UUUAUUUAGAAAUUUUCUGGCUAUUAUACAGUUUAUAUAUUAGUGUGACACAUUAUUGUUGCCUAAUUUGUGUUUCAAAGUGUUUUAAAAAUUAAAUGGCAGAAAGUAGCGCGCAAAAUAACAGCGAAAAAACUGCGACCAAGAAUCAAGAUCAAACGCAGGACGUAAAUAAUCCCCAAUUUCGCUUGCUCACGCGUGUUAAAUUCUGGCAUUUUGUGGGCACCGAAGAGGAAGCUGUACAGAAAGAGAUACACGAAAAGCGCUUGGAGAAUCUUCGUAAAGAAUUGGUUGGAUUGAAAAAUACCGAGUGGCAAUACGAUCCAAUCACGAAGCAUAUCGGCCAAUCGUAAAAUCUCAACAUGUGGCCCAAAUUCGAUUAUAUUUUCAAUUUCUUUUACCCGAAAAAUGACGCCGAUGACAUCAAGAAAGAGUUGGAAAGAGUAUUGGAGCUGGCACAGACGGAAUGUCAAGAAUAUCAGGAAGCGCAUUGCAUUAAAAAUGAAGAUGAUGAGUUAGAUGAGAUAACGGAAGACAAAUGUGUCUUAAGUAACGGUAAAAUAACGUCAUUGAGCCACGAAGCCGGUAUGAUAAAUCGGGAUAUACCGUUUUCACUAUCCAAAGCGUACGGUCUUCAUUUGAGCGAAGGGCAAACCGUAUCAUACAUGUGGUAUAAGGCUGACAACGAUGUGGUCAAAGUUUGCAGAAUCGUCAAAAUUAUCGAAGAGAAUUGGAAUGAACCUCUAACCGACGAAGCCAUAGAAGAGGUCCGAAGGCAGCGACCAGAAGUGUUUUCAACGUAUUUAGUUAGUAAAGUGGGAUUCAUUAGUCGUAAACUUAGGGACAUCAUCGAUGUAGAUGUCGAAGGUGAAGAAUCAAAGCAAACAUUUUCGUUGGAUGAUAUCGAGGCAACAUUUACUCCGCGCAGAUACGAUCAAGUCACGAUUGUUUGCAAAGUUCAACGCGAUCCAAAGCUGCUCGAUGAGGCUGGAGUUACUAUCGAAGUUAUCAAAAUGGAACCCAACAUCACCAAACAAUAUACGGGUACGAUAACAAAUGUUACGCAAGGUCAACAUGGACUCAUUGCUGAAAAGUUCUUGUUCUUCUGGGAUGCGCUAGUUAGUGAUUAUCGGGUUGUGAACGUGGGCGACAAAGUCACAGCCGAAUGCAUUCAAUGUGAAAUAGUGGAUGCGUCUGUGUAUGAGUUUCGGUGUUUGAAGGUGGUUCUGAUCGAAAGUGUUGUUCAGGUCGAAAGUGAAAGCCAGAUCUUUCAACCCGUCAUAAAACCAGCUGAGAACAAAAAUGGAAUCGAAAUGUCGGACAAUGUUACGAUUGAGCUCAACGAAAUAAACGAAAUCAAAGAAUUUACAAUGCUCGUGAAAAAUACUGCCGCAGUGGCUCAGAAAGUGCUGGAGACGGUUUUCGUCGGCAGGAAGUCUGAAUCGCAGCUGACACUUAUCUCACCAGCCCGGAAUCACUCAUUCGACUUACAGCCCAACGAGGAGACGAUGUUCAAGUUCCAGGCGAAAGGGAGAAUAUUUGGCGAAUCUCCACCGGAAAAGUUUUACAUCCGAUUCAGUGGACCAGCUGGCGUUUUUAAGAUCUUCCGAAACAUUAUCGUCAUCUUACAAGACGUCGAGCAAAUUCAUCCAUUCAUUGGAACCGGAUCUAAUGUGCAGAAAAAUUUGUCAUACACGCAAAGAGUAGCUCGGAUGGAUGCAACACGCAGCACCAUACAAGGUGUGCCUGUAAUAAAAACGGCCAAUUUCGUCAAAACAAAAUUCAAGCAGUGGGCAGUGCCGGAUUCUAUGAAGGCAAUAGUAAACGAUCCGAAAAAUUCGCGCAAUUACAUUAACGAAACGUUGGAUUCCUUUUGGCCACUGCUAAAGGCCAAUCUGGACGUCACAGGCUAUUGCAGAAUCUUUCACACUUUGCUUCAUCUGGAAGAAUGCGAAAUGUACCACAAUAUGCGCAGAUACGACAAGAAAUCGUUCUUCAAACGGGAAGGAGAGUAUUUAUCUCUGACCGUUCAAAAUAUUGCUGAGAGUCGACCAUCUUUGGUCAUUGGCGACUCUGUAAAAGUUUUUAGUCCGUUCUCGUCACAAGCACCGGGACAGGAAAAGGGCUUUGAAGGAUGCAUCCAUGGCGUGAAGAAAGACAGAAUCUUACUCAAAUUCAACGAUGCCUUUCACGCCAAAUACAACUCUGAAGAUUACAACAUUUAUUUCUACUUCUCGCGAACACCACUUCGAAAACAACACCAUGCUAUCGACCUAAUUAAAAAUAAAUUGCCAGAAAUCUUAUUCGCAAACAAAGUCGUCACGAAAGAGAAGCAACUCGACGUUCAGUUGAAUGUAGAGACUGGUGAACUUUUGUUGCAGAGUUCAGUCAUACCGUGGUUCAAUCCUGAGCUGAAUAUUGUGCAGAAACAAGCCGUCACGAAUAUUUUGCAAGGAGUUGCACGUCCUUUACCCUAUGUCAUUUUUGGUCCACCCGGCACAGGAAAAACGGUCACACUCAUCGAAACGAUCUUACAACUGUACAAAAAAGUGCCGCACAGUCGGAUUCUAGUUGCCACACCUUCCAACAGUUCAGCUAAUUUGAUAACAGAGCGAAUUGUCGAAAGUGGAGCGUUAAUGCAGGGUGAAUUCAUACGACUGGUGAGCGAGAACAGCAUUCAGAAAGAAACGAUUCCGGAAAGUAUCAUUCGCCAUUGCGGUACCAUUGACAUAGCGAGAGAAGAAACGACCGACGAUGGUAUCAAACUUACCGUAUCCGGAUUGAAAAUGAAUUGCAAUAGCAAAUAUUUGAGAUUGCGUCGGGUGCUGAUUGGAACGUGCAUUACACUGGGAACGCUAAUGCAGUGCGAUUUUCCUGAAAAUCAUUUUACUCAUGUCAUAAUUGAUGAGAGUGGUCAAAGUAUGGAGACGGAAAUCGUUAUUCCAAUGUCGUUUGUUGACAAGCGCAACGGACAGAUUAUACUCGCUGGAGAUCCUAUGCAAUUGGGUCCAAUUGUUUUGAGCAGCUAUGCAAAGAGUCGCGGUCUAGAUCAAUCAUACUUAGUACGAUUACUGGAACGAACUCCGUACAAACCGGACCCAGAGAGAUUUGAACGUCGCUUCGAUCCGAGGCUUAUUACCCGAUUAGUGUUCAACUAUCGGUCUCUUCCAAGCAUAAUGAGCAUCUACAGUGAAUUAUUUUACGAUUCCGACUUGAAGGCAAUGGUCAACGACGUGGACAGCAUCGAAGCCGAAUUGGUGAAACGAUUGCGACCAAUUUUCUUGCAUCCAGAGCAGGAAAAUGUCACUCAAGGUGUUAUUUUCAUUGGCGUUCAAGGUAAAAGUCAACAAUGUGCCGAUUCGCCGUCCUGGUUUAAUGCCGCUGAAGCAAAUAAUGUUCUGCAAUUUAUGAUGAAACUCAUGAAGUAUGGCUGUGAUGCGGACGACAUUGGAAUCAUCACACCGUACACACAACAAGUGAAAACGAUCCGCAAUAUAAUUGAAAGUACGGACCUAAUUGCGCCGAAAGUCGGUACCGUCGAAGAAUUUCAAGGGCAAGAGCGCAAAAUCAUUUUGGUGUCAACGGUACGAACGGUGGGUCGUGAGAUACGUCAAACCGAUAAAAAACACAAUUUGGGCUUUGUCAAGAGUCCGAAGCGCAUGAAUGUUGCGAUUUCGCGGGCCAGAGCGUUAUUGGUUAUAUUUGGCAGUCCUCGGAUUCUUGUGCAAGAUGAAAAUUGGAAGUUUUUGAUUGAACAGUGCGCUAAAAACGAUUCGUGCAUGAGUUUUGAUCCUGCAAUACUGAAUGUAAAAGCGGUAAAUGGAGGUCGUGACGACGACGACGAUGAUGAUGAUGAUGACAAUUGAAGUCUAUAAAUGAUAAGGUGAACCAUUUCUUUCCUCAUUUCCUUUUUUUUAAAUAUAAAUUUUCUUAAUAAAUUGAAUUUUUUAUGAUGAAAC
Messenger RNA from Bradysia coprophila, 3956 nucleotides. Its product is annotated as probable RNA helicase armitage. The record is from RefSeq and is a predicted model, not a curated record. Lineage: Eukaryota; Metazoa; Arthropoda; Insecta; Diptera; Sciaridae.